Molecule: messenger RNA, 3400 nt
Organism: Elgaria multicarinata webbii
Lineage: Eukaryota; Metazoa; Chordata; Lepidosauria; Squamata; Anguidae
Product: interferon-inducible GTPase 5-like
Exons: 4
Coding region: 218-2128 (636 amino acids)
Cellular component (GO): membrane
Molecular function (GO): GTPase activity; GTP binding
Source: RefSeq, a predicted model, not a curated record
CUUCAGUCAAGAAACCACAGCAGAGUUUCUCAGAGUGGGAAGAAAACAGCUAUCCAAUCAACCGUUGAACAGAUAGUGCUGUUUCUUCAGCUCCUCCAAACCAGUCCUUCCUUGGGCGUAAAAGCGCUGCUGCCCGGGGUACUACUACUACUACAACAACAACGACAGCUAAAUGCUGUAGGAGAUAAUUCGAGGGAAACAGUUCAACUAAAUCAUCAUGGGUGGAAAAAGCUCAAAACAACCAUUAAGAAACAAUGUCCCCGAAGCAAAAGCUCGGCUUUUUCAUUCAUUGGGAAAAAACACACUUGACAUUGCCAUCACAGGGGAAUCUGGUGCUGGUAAAUCAUCUCUUAUCAAUGCCCUGCGGGGCAUGAUUAACGAUAAUCAAAUAGGUGCAGCUGUGACUGAUGUGAUAGAAAGUACAAUGGAACCAAUGGCAUAUGUGCACCCCGGACAUCCAGAAGUAACACUGUGGGAUCUCCCAGGCAUAGGAACAAAUACGUUUACAGCAAAGGAAUACGUAAAAGAAAUGAAUUUUCACAUAUAUGAUUUCUUCAUUAUUGUUGCUAAAGAACGCUUCACCGAGAUAGACGCUACACUGGCCCAUGAAAUUCAGCGAAUAAAGAAGAGCUUUUUCUAUGUGCGCACAAAUUUGGAUUUCGAUAUGAAUUCUGAAAGAAGGAACCCACAUUUCAGUGAGGACAAAACGCUAGAGAAGGUGAGGGAAAACUGCUGUGAAAAUUUGAGAAAGACAGGCGAGUCUUCCCCAAGGGUUUUUCUAAUAUCCAGGUGGGAUUUGAAGAAGUUCGAUUUUGAAAGUCUUGAAAAGGCCCUAUGGGAUGAAUGUGACAAGCUCAAGAGACAUACCUCAACACUGCUCCUGGACCAAGAAAGGAAGAGAUGUGAUAAAUCAAGUAAACCUUCACUAAGAGCUAUCCUGGGUGGUGCCAUCUCCAGAGCCAUCUUAAAAAUUGACCUUAAAGAACUGAAGACAGCUUUGGAAAAAAUGGAUAUUCAAGAUGUUAUAGCUCAAAGCCUUCAAGAGUUGGACUUACUGGAAAGGACCACACUUGACAUUGCCAUCACUGGGCAGUCAGGUGCUGGCAAAUCAUCCCUUGUCAAUGCCCUGAGGGAUAUGACAGAUUUUGAAGGGAGCUCAGCUGAGACUGGGGUGGUACAAACAACAAUGGAAGUAAAGGAAUAUCAACAUCCCUUAUUCCCCAAAGUCACGAUAUGGGAUCUACCAGGAAUUGGAACACCUGAGUUUAAAGCAGAUGAAUACCUAAAAAAGGUAGACUUUAAGAAGUAUGAUUUUUUCAUCAUCGUUGCUUCCGGGCGUUUCACGGAGCAGGACACCAAGCUGGCCUGUGAAAUUCAGAAAAUGGGCAAGAGGUUUUACUAUGUGCGCACCAAAGUGGAUGUCAGUAUUGAUUCUGAAAGUAAGAAACAGAACUUCAGUGAGGAGAAAACCCUUGAGAAGAUAAGGAAUUAUUGCUGUGAUAAUUUGAAGAACGUAGGGGAGUCUUCCCCAAGGGUUUUUCUAAUUUCAAGGUGGGAUUUGAGUCUGUAUGAUUUCCCUUUCCUGCAUGACACUUUGGAGAAGGACCUGGAUGACCUCAAGAGACAUGCUUUAAUAACAGCUAUGCCAGCUUUCUCAAGUGAAAUGUUGACAAAGAAAAAGGCUGCAAUGGAGGCCCUGAUAUGGAAGUUAGCACUUGUGUCUUGUUUUAUUGGGGCUGUUCCUGUCCUGGGCCUCUCUUUCGUUUGUGAUAUUGGCAUCUUGGUGGGAGCUAUGAUACAUUUGUGCAAGGUCUUUGGCUUAGAUGAAGCUUCCCUCCGUUCGCUGGCAAACCGGGUUGGCAAACCUAUCCAUGAACUGAAGUCGGCUAUCAAAAACACCCCAGGAAUCAGUGAAAUCUCAAAAGAACUGGUAGUUGGCCUCUUGUCAAAGUCAUUGUUAUGUACGUCACUGACGGUGAUCGAACUGAUCUGUGAUUUUGUACCUGUGUUGGGCUCUAUAGUUGGAGGAGUUAGUUCUUUUGCAACCACAUUCUUCAUGCUGAGAAGUUUUCUGCAAAAUGUCGUGGCAGAUGCUGUAAAUGUUCAAGCAAAAGCUGCCAAGAGUUAGGAGUUCUGACUAAAGAUCCAAGUCUAUGAACCAUUCACAGGAUCAACUGUGAAACAUGGGGGGGGGGGGAGGAAAUUGGACUGGGAUUUCUGAUUAGAAGCUUUCUUCCUGCUUUAGCUAAUGCCAAGAUUGAAAAAUAAAACCAAACAAAUGGCAAAUAAAGAAUAUUGCUAUGCAGAAGUGCCUAGAUAGAGUAUGCUUCAGGGGUUUAUGAUUCAAUGUAUCUGACGGAAGAGAAAAACACUAGGGGUGUGCACGGACCCCCCACUCCGCUUCACUUUCAGAUCCGCCAUUUUCGGAUCGGGCCGCUCCGCCCCGCCCCCACUCCGCCUGUGCCCACUCCGCUCCGCUCGGAGCUCCGGAUCCGGAUCGGAGCUCCGUUCCCCCCCCAUAGGGGGGGUUACCGGGCCCUGCCGCCAUCGCCGCCCAUGCAGCGACGGCGGCAGAGCCCAGUAAGGGACCAAGGGAGAGGGGGACUUUACCUGCCUCCGUCCGCGGUCCGUCGCCGUCUUCAAUUGAGCCUGUGGUUCCACCAGGAAGUCUGGGCCGCAAGUGGCCCAGACUUCCUGCUGGAACCAUGGGCUCAAUUGAAGACGCUGACGGACCGUGGAUGGAGGCAGGUAAGGGAGAGGAGGGCGGGGGGACAGCAGCAGGGGCCGGUAAACCCCACUUACCUUUCUGGCGGAGCUCCGGAUCGAGGUGAAGGAUCCGCCUUCACCUCGAUCCUCUUCGCCACGCUCCGCCGGCCCCCCAAUCCUCUUCGCCUCUGCCUUAAGGGCAGGCGAAGCCCCCUGCUCCGCUCCUGCUUCUACGGUCCGAUUAGAAGCGGAGCACAUCCCUAAAAAACACUAUGCGAAUCCAAUGGAAAAGAGAUAGUCUCUAGUGUUGGAAAAUAGAAAAAGGGUUUUAUUUUUUGCUACGUAUAUCUUCAAUCUUUAAAAAUUGUAUUGUUGUAAAAGGACUUAAUGUAUAAGAGACUAUCUCUUCUUUUCCAUUCAAUGUAUCUGACACCGAGAAGCUACAUGGGGAAUGAUUUAUCAGGGACAAGCAAGAGAAGCACAGGCAGUACAUUUCAGAAAGAUAACUGUUGUUCAAACACUCUAUGCAAGCCUUUGAUAUUGAUUGUUAGAUUGAGAGGAACCUAGGUUUAACUAUGUUAUCAAUAUGCUUGCUACUAUUUUCAUUGAUCAUAACUUGUGUGUAUUUAGGAAUGUUUGUGAUCUGCCUAAUCUGCCCUUAGACUGAGCAAUAAAAAUGUAUUCUUUGAUACCA